Messenger RNA from Phycomyces blakesleeanus NRRL 1555(-), 903 nucleotides. RefSeq lists its product as hypothetical. The record is from RefSeq and is a predicted model, not a curated record. The coding region runs from base 1 to 903 and encodes 300 amino acids. Gene Ontology annotation, cellular component: cytoplasm. Gene Ontology annotation, molecular function: GTPase activity. Lineage: Eukaryota; Fungi; Mucoromycota; Mucoromycetes; Mucorales; Phycomycetaceae. The transcript is spliced from 6 exons.
AUGCCAUUUGGACAAAUUAUUGUAGGCCCUCCAGGUUCAGGAAAGACGACUUAUUGUUGGGGUGCAUAUCAAUACCUGACAGCAAUGGGGAGAAAGGUCGCGAUUGUCAAUCUUGAUCCUGCCAAUGAUCACAUUCCUUAUCCCUGCGCAGUUAACAUUGCCGAUCUGAUUACCUUGGAAGACACAAUGAAAGACCUUGAAUUAGGGCCCAAUGGAGGAAUCAUGUUUUGUCUUGAAUAUCUCUUGAAGAAUCUCGAUUGGCUUGUUGAGCAAUUGAAACCAAUCAAAGAUCAUUAUAUUCUAUUUGAUUUUCCUGGUCAAGUAGAACUUUUCACCCACCACACAGCUGUCAAGGACAUUUUGGCUAAAUUAGAAAAGCUGGACUAUAGACUGGUGGCUGUUCAUAUGGUAGAUGCUCACUAUUGCACAGACCCUGCAAAGUAUAUUUCGGUCCUACUCUUGUCACUCAAGACCAUGGUGAUGCUGGAACUUCCUCACGUCAAUGUUCUGUCAAAGAUUGAUCUUAUUGAAUCCUACGGAAAACUUAGGUUCAAUCUUGAAUAUUACACUGAUGUCAUGAACUUGUCGUACCUGUUGGAGUCUCUAAACGAAGACCCGUUUGGAUCAAAGUUUAAGGCUCUCAACCGGGCACUAUGUGAUCUGAUCGAAGACUUCUCACUAGUCGGCUUUUACACUCUUUGUGUCGAGGACAAGGGAUCGAUGAUGAAACUGCAGCAGGUGAUCGACAAGGCCGGUGGAUUUGUGUUCGGUGGUCUGACAGAAGGAAAUGAAUCGAUCAUGCUGACGGCCAUGCAGGCAGGCUACCACGAAGACGUCAGAGAUAUUCAAGAAAGGUGGAUAGACCAAGCUUAUGAUAUGGACAAUAGCCCUGAUGAUCGUUAA